GCGAUGGAAGGGCCCCCCGAGGGUGGGGCUGAGUCCCUAGACUCCCAAGGCCAUGCCACCGACUGGAGCUUUGCUGUAUGCAGUCUUAGGGAUGCCUGGGAUGAGGAGGAACUUGCUGCCCAGGUCCAGGGCAAGGACCCUGGGCCUCCAAGAUCACCGGCAGGGGCAGCCCAGGGUGAAGGGCUACAUGGCAGUUGCCUUUCUGGGGAGCUGCUGUUACCCCCCGGGCAGAUGGCUGUAGAUGGGUCAGGGGAUGGCCCAAAGGAUGGAUUAGGAGGUUCUUCAGUCCCAUCAGGAGAACCAACCACUUCUGUUGUGGAGAGCCUCCUAUGCCCAAUGUCGGUGCAACUCAGCCUGGCACAGAGAGAGAGGGACAGCCAUGGGGGAGGGGAUCCAGUUCCAGGCAGGGAAGUGCCAGCCAGCUUUGGCCGUGGGGAGCUGGGUAGCAACUCUGUGGACCUUGGACACUCCUUACCUGAGACCUCGUCAGAGCUGCUGGAGACAGACCCCAGCAAAUCCAAACUUCCUAAGCUGGCUGACUUCCUCCUGGCCCAAGACCUCGCCUGGGAGCUGCUGGCCAGUGGCAUGGCUGCCUUGCCAGGAACUCGGGAUGUAGAAGGCCGGGCAGUGCUGCUUCUGUGUGCCCACAGCCCAGCCUGGCUUCACCCCAAGUGCAGCAGCCAUGAAGUCACUCGCCUGUUGCUGUACCUGCGAAGCAUCCCCAGACCCAAAGUACAGGCCUUGGGAUUGACCGUGCUAGUGGAUGCCCGAAUUUGUUCCCCAAGUUCUUCACUCUUCUGGGGGCUUAGCCAAUUGCAAGAAGCAGCCCCAGGGUCAGUGCACCAGGUACUGCUUUUGGGAAAAAUGCCAGAGGAGGCACCUUCAGCGCUAAAGCUAGCGCAACUGCCUACUUACCAGAGCUUGCUGGCACACGUCUCCACUUCGGAGUUGCCUGCUUCACUGGGAGGAGGCUUGCCUUACUGUCACCAGGCCUGGAUGGACUUCCGGAUGCGUCUGGAAGCCCUGUUGCAGAGCUGCCAGGUGGUUUGUGCCCUGCUCCGGGGGGCCAUCGAGAGCAUGAAGGCUGUGCCCCAGCCCGUGGAGCCUGGGGAAGUCAGUCAGCUGCUACAGCGGGCACAGGUCCUGAUGCAACAUGUGUUAGAUUCACCCCGACUGGCAUGGCUGCAAUGCCAGGGGGGUUCGGAGCUGUCAUUGCUGAAGCAGGAGGUCCCAGAGGUGACCCUAAGUCCAGACUACAAGCCAGCGGUGGAUGAGGUGGACGAGCUGUAUGGCCAUGUGGAUGGGCUGCUGCACCAGCUGACCAUGCACAGUAACCAGCGCAUACAGGCCCUGGAGCUGAUCCAGACGCUGGAGGCCCAGGAGGGCGGGCUGCACCAGAUUGAAGUGUGGCUGCAGCAGGUGGGCUGGCCUGCACUGGAGGAGCCAGCGGAGCCCUCGCUAGACGUGCUGCUGCGGGCCCAAGGCUCAUUUCAGGAGCUGCACCAGGUCGCCCAGGAACAAGUUAGGCGAGGAGAACAGUUUCUGCAGCCCCUAACUGGCUGGGAGACAGCUGAACUGGGCCCCAGGGGUGCCCACUUUCUGGCUCUGAAAGCCCAGCUGACUGAAUUCUCUAGGGCUCUGGCCCAGCGGCGCCAGCGACUGAUAGACGCUGAAAGGCUGUCAAGAUUCUUCAAGCAGGCCUCCACAUGGGCUGAGGAGGGACAGCGGGUACUGGCAGAGCUGGCCCAGGACUGCCCUGAGGUCGUGCUGCAACAGCUGCAGCUGCACUGGGCCAAGUACCCUGACCUGCCUCCUGCCCAUUUCCGAAAGAUGUGGGCUCUGGCCACAGGGCUGGGUUCUGAGGGUAUUCGCCAAGAGUGCCGCUGGGCCUGGGCACGCUGCCAAGACACCUGGCUGGCCCUGGACCAGAAGCUGGAAGAUGCACUGAAGCCGCAGCCACCAGUGGGCAGCACAGCCAGCCUAGGUGUCAGCCAGGCCCCGGGUGAACUUGCCACCCCGCCCCUGAGGAAGGCUUACAGCCUUGAUCGGAACCUGGGUUGGAGUCUCAGCAAGUCGGCCCACUCCGGCCAUCAUGCAGCAGCCAUUACGGCUGCUGGCCAUGGACCAGAGGCUGGAGGCGGUGCCCAGCCAGGGUGGUCUUCCACCAUGCCGCCACCGGGCAGCCCUUACCCCAGGAGCCCAAGCAGGCUCCAGCUGGUGCUGGCAGAGAUGGUGGCUACGGAGCGGGAGUACGUCCGUGCCCUGGACUACACCAUGGAGAACUACUUCCCUGAGCUGGAUCGCCCUGAUGUGCCCCAGGGCCUCCGUGGUCAGCGUGCCCACCUCUUUGGCAACCUGGAGAAGCUGCGGGACUUCCACCGCCAUUUUUUCCUGCGUGAGCUGGAGGCUUGCACCCGACACCCGCCCCGGGUAGCCUAUGCCUUCCUGAGACACAAGGUGCAGUUCGGGAUGUACGCGCUCUACAGCAAGAAUAAACCUCACUCUGAUGCCCUGAUGACCAGCUGUGGUCACAGCUUCUUCAAGGACAAGCAGCAGGCGCUGGGGGACCGCCUGGACUUGGCCUCCUACCUGCUGAAGCCCAUCCAGCGCAUGAGCAAGUAUGCCCUGCUGCUGCGGGAGCUGGCGCGGGCCUGUGGCGGGCCUGUGCAGGAGCUGAGUGCCCUGCAGGCUGCCCAGAGCCUCGUGCACUUCCAGCUGCGCCACGGCAACGACCUGCUGGCCAUGGAUGCCAUCCAGGGCUGCGACGUUAACCUCAAGGAGCAGGGGCAGCUGGUGCGGCAGGAUGAGUUCACGGUACGCUGUGGGCGCCACAAGUCCCUGCGCCGCAUCUUCCUCUUUGAGGAUCUGUUGCUCUUCAGCAAGCCUCGGAGAGGGCCCACGGGCGUGGACACAUUUGCCUAUAAGCGCUCUUUCAAGAUGGCAGACCUUGGCCUCACCGAGUGCUGUGGGGAUAGCAACCUACGUUUUGAGAUCUGGUUCCGUCGUCGCAAGGCCAGGGACACCUUUGUGCUGCAGGCCACCAGCUUGGCCACCAAGCAGGCUUGGACAGCUGACAUCUCCCGCCUGCUCUGGAGGCAGGCUGUUCAUAACAAGGAGGUGCGCAUGGCUGAGAUGGUGUCCAUGGGUGUGGGGAGCAAGGCUUUCUGGGAUAUCGCCCCCAGCGAGGAAGCUAUCAACGACCGCACCAUCAACUACAUCCUAAAGUGCCAAGAAGUUCGCUCUCGGGCUUCCAUUGCUGUGGCUCCGUUUGACUAUGACAGUCCCUACCUGGGGGCCUCAAGCUCGCAUCCCGGAGACCUUGCUUCUUGCUCUGUACUGGGCUCCCUCAACCUGCACUUACACAGAGAUCCAGCUCUCCGUGGCCUCCACCGGCCCCUGUAUUCCACCAGCUUCGCAGAGGAUGCAGCCCUGGAGGCAGAAGCGGAGCUGGCUAGCCAGCCGUCUCUGACUCCUGAGGAUUCAGAGGUCUUAUCUCAGUGCCCAUCCGCCAGUGGCUCUAGUGGCUCUGAUAGCAGCUGUAUGUCAGGGCAGGCCCCAGGCAGAGGCCUGGAGGACUUAUCCUACGUCUGAGCCUGGGCUGGAAGGCAGGCGUGGACCCGGUAGCCUGUGACUCCGAGGAACGCCACCUCGCUCUGGGUCUGCCGUGACCAGGCCACGACUAGCCCGACACCUCCUGCCCACGUGAAUACUCUGAUGUCUGAGCCCACUGGACACACUGGCAGGGUCUCUCCAAAAGAGUGACAGCAGAGUCUGUAUGAAAGAACACCCUGGCUGUGUGCCCUUCUUAAUGUCCCCUCAAUGUCCCCCCUUUCUCAUGUCACCUCAGCUAUGGUUUAGAAUUAGGCUAGAGCAGAGGGUGGGUGUCUCCAUGCUAUAGGCUGGAGGGACACCAGGUGGCUCUGGCAGUGACUGGGCUGGUCCCCUCAGCAGGAGCAUAGGUGGGCUUCCAGGAGCUACUUCCCAGGCCCUGGCCUCAGCCAAGUUCCCCAGCUUGUCUAGGAGUGAGCCCAGUUCUACUUAAUCCUGUUCUCACCUACCCCGGCUCUCUAGACCCAGUCCCCCUUUUCCUGGGUCAGUUUGGUUUUAUUGACUCAGUACUUCUGAACAACUUUCAGUUAAGAGUUGUCUAAAAUUAUUUCACUGUUGUGUCUUUGGCAUCCCAGAGACUC
This is a messenger RNA of Condylura cristata (star-nosed mole), 4190 nucleotides long. RefSeq names its product pleckstrin homology domain containing, family G (with RhoGef domain) member 4 (gene PLEKHG4). Gene Ontology annotation, molecular function: guanyl-nucleotide exchange factor activity. The transcript has 21 exons. The record is from RefSeq and is a predicted model, not a curated record. The coding region runs from base 4 to 3591 and encodes 1195 amino acids. NCBI's taxonomy places the organism in Eukaryota, Metazoa, Chordata, Mammalia, Eulipotyphla, Talpidae.